AUGUACACCACCAGUCAUCAGAGAGAGUUCCAAGCUAUUCAAGCGCGCAAAAGCGCUCCACUCAGGCCGGCCACCACUGAAUUCGCAGCUCAGCGCCCUUAUAAAGUCGAUGAUGCGCUCCCGACAACGACAAAUGGCGAAUAUCACAACCAAAAAGAAUACGUAGCUCAUGAACCAAUUCGCUCUGGGACAGCAUCUGGGCAGCGGAACAACAGACCUCAUCCUGACCAAAUGUUCAUGGACCACCACCAACGGCCGAUCGAAGACGGUCUCGGAGACGGAGACUCAGAGGCUUUCAGAGCAGCCAUGAAGGCUCAAUUAAAGAAAAGAUUGAAGCUCGUGGAAUCAUAA
Oikopleura dioica is the source of this 351-nucleotide messenger RNA. The record is from the annotation of a GenBank genome assembly. NCBI's taxonomy places the organism in Eukaryota, Metazoa, Chordata, Appendicularia, Copelata, Oikopleuridae.